CCUCCGUAAACCAGCAUCCCUUACUCAGUAUUCAGCUGGGUCAAGGGCUAUGAAUCAAAACAGACAUACAAGUAUACACUAACACGCCAUCAACAACGAACUCUAAGUGGUGUUUUGCUGCAGUAAUACAAAUCUUACAUAGUCGACAUUCUUCUUGGUUACACCCAAUGUCUCAAACAGCAACAUCCCAAGGCGCCACCCUCGUCGCCGAAGACGAGGAGGAAAAUGGCACUUACACCAAUAGCGGAAUCACAGGAUGCUCAUGCUGUGUGAACCCUUCAUCAGUGCUUGAGCCCAUCGACCUCUCCGACAGGCCCGACACCAGUCUUCUCGAUGAAAACGAAAACACUUUCUGCCUUUGCCCCUUAUUUGGCCCUUUGCUGUUCGAAAAUGAGAGUAGCGACUGUAGAGAUCACUGCGCGAACGAGAGAACGUUCCUCUCCUUCCUUCGUUUGUCCAUCUACAUGGCUAUCGUCUCAGUCGCCAUAGUGCUCUCGUUCCAUCUUCGCAAGGCGGCUAGCGAAUUGGAGUUGCGGAUGGCGAAGCCGUUGGGGAUCAUAUUCUGGGCGUUGUCUGUCUCUUGCCUUGGUGUAGGAGUCGCUAAUUAUAUCCAAACUGUGAAUAAGUAUAGCCGUAGGGCGGCAAUUGUUCAAACAGGUUGGAGAACACAGACCAUCAUGGGCGUGAUAGCCCUUUCCAUAGUCGGGGCAUGUAUUACGCUUUUAGUUGUGAACAAAUACGGAGAGCAAGCUGACGAGUAGUCUGACGAGGACAUCAUCAUGCGGAAGUUGAUUUGAAUAUCUUGCGACAGAUAGAAAAAGUAAGUAUAACAAGAAGGUUAUCAAUGGUUUGUUAAUAACCACAAAGCAAAGGAAAGACCGAAAGCGGACAAGUGUCGGGGACAAUCGACACGAUACAGUGCAAAACAAUGCCAGCAUUAACCUACAAUCUAGUGCUGGUUUAUUUGUUAGCUUGGUACCUACUACUGGUACACUGGGCAAGAUCUCUUCCGAAUUAUCCCAAACCUUUCAAGGACUAAAUGAAUAGCUAAGUACGGAUCCGAAAGGCAUUAACAAGAUUUAAUACGGUGUAUUUUAUUUUGGAAAAAGCAUAUUCCCAGUUAAAUUACACUUUGGUCGAAGA
This is a messenger RNA of Neurospora tetraspora, 1143 nucleotides long. RefSeq lists its product as uncharacterized. Lineage: Eukaryota; Fungi; Ascomycota; Sordariomycetes; Sordariales; Sordariaceae. The record is from RefSeq and is a predicted model, not a curated record. Bases 168 to 761 code for a protein of 197 amino acids. The transcript has 4 exons.